Molecule: messenger RNA, 655 nt
Organism: Bactrocera dorsalis (oriental fruit fly)
Lineage: Eukaryota; Metazoa; Arthropoda; Insecta; Diptera; Tephritidae
Exons: 4
Coding region: 1-489 (162 amino acids)
Source: RefSeq, a predicted model, not a curated record
AUGGUUUUCGACGUGGAUAUUCGAUUCCUAUCAAUCAGUAAAUUAUUGCGCGAAUGCCGCGUCAUAGCAGCAAAGACGCAUCAUUCAAUUAGCCGCAUCACCGGUGAUUUGGAGGACGAGCAUUACCUGGAGCUCGCUUCGAAACUACCCAUGUCAUCGGAAGAGCACGUGCGCUUCGUGGAAGAAAAACUUUCCCAAAAGGAAAGCACGGAUGCUAUGAUGCGGCUAAUAUUGAAGUCGAAGGGCGCAAAAGGCAGUGUGGACGGCGUACUACGUGGUUUGUUUUCAGACGAUGUAAUGUACCAUUACAAUUUAGAGGGGCGCAAGGAGAAGAAAUCCCUACUAAAACUAAAAUGCGUAGGGUUAGUUUUUGAUAUAUUUCCUGACAAGGAUAAAAACAGUAUAUAUGGGGAGCUCCGGAGAUUUGUGGCCUUAAGCCACAAUCGUUAUAAACAGAAGAAACAUAAACUAAGGGCUAAAUUAAUAUAAGUUUUAUUAUUAUUACUUAUAUAUAUUAGUUUUAAGUUGUAAAUAUUAGUUUUAAGUUGUAAAUAUUAGUUUUAAGUUGUAAAUAUUAGUUUUAAGUUGUAAAUAUUAGUUUUAAGUUGUAAAUAUUAGUUUUAAGAUGUACAUAUUAGUUUUAAGUUGUAUAUAU